AUGCUUCGAACAACUAGAGCUGUGACGCUGAAGGCGUCUGGAGCUUCUUCUCUUCUCAGACAGUCGUCGUGUACGCGUUCGAUAUGUUCUGCAGCAAGGUCGAAUCUCUAUCUGGCUGGCCGGAGGCCUCUGGGCGUGGCGUGCACCAGGCAAUCCUGGAAGCAGGCCAGAAGUUACGCUGUUGCUACUGGCGAGAACAGCAAAGGAGUGGAUCCAAAUGAUUCAUUCCUUCAGGGCAACACCGCCAACUACAUCGAUGAGAUGUACAUGGCCUGGAAGGAGGAUCCCCAGAGUGUCCAUGUCUCGUGGCGCACCUACUUCCACAAUAUGGAGGAGGGUAAGAUGCCCAUCUCGCAAGCCUUCCAGCCUCCACCCACGAUUGUUCCUACCCCAACCGGCGGUGUCCCUCAGCAUAUGCCCGGAAACGCUGCCGGAACCAACGUCUCGAACCAUCUGAAAGUUCAGCUGCUUGUCCGCGCAUACCAAGCCCGUGGCCAUCACAAGGCAAAGAUCGACCCUCUCGGCAUCCGUGGCGAGGCAGAUUCUUUCGGAUACAGUAAACCAAAGGAGCUCGAACUGUCGCAUUAUGGCUUCACCGAGAAGGAUUUGGAUGAAGAGUUCGCUCUUGGACCUGGAAUUCUCCCGCGUUUCGAGUCUGAGUCGCGCAAGAAGAUGACUCUCCGCGAGAUUAUCGACGCCUGCGAAAAGAUCUACUGUGGCUCCUUCGGUGUGGAAUACAUCCACAUUCCUGAUCGUGUUCCUUGCGAUUGGAUCCGCGACCGUAUCGAAAUUCCACAGCCCUACAAGUACUCCGUGGACGAGAAGCGCCGCAUCCUUGACCGUCUGAUCUGGAGUUCUAGCUUCGAGUCUUUCUUGGCUACCAAGUUCCCCAACGACAAGCGAUUCGGUCUGGAAGGUUGUGAGACUUUGGUCCCUGGUAUGAAGGCCUUGAUUGACCGAAGUGUCGACUACGGAGUCAAGGAUAUCGUUAUUGGUAUGCCUCAUCGUGGUCGAUUGAACGUCCUCAGUAACGUCGUUCGCAAGCCCAAUGAGUCCAUCUUCAGCGAGUUCAGUGGUAGCGCAGAGCCUUCCGACGAGGGCUCCGGUGACGUCAAGUACCAUCUCGGUAUGAACUUCGAGCGUCCAACUCCCUCCGGAAAGCGUGUCCAGCUUUCUCUUGUUGCCAACCCUUCCCAUUUGGAAGCCGAAGACCCCGUUGUGCUUGGAAAGACACGUUCCAUCCAGCACUACAACAACGACGAGAAAGAAUUCAACACCGCCAUGGGUGUCCUUCUCCACGGUGAUGCUGCUUUCGCUGCCCAGGGUAUCGUUUACGAGACCAUGGGUUUCCACGCGCUGCCUGCCUACUCUACCGGAGGAACAAUCCACAUCGUUGUCAACAACCAGAUCGGUUUCACCACUGAUCCUCGUUUCGCCCGAUCUACCCCAUACUGUUCUGAUAUCGCCAAGGCCAUCGACGCCCCUGUCUUCCACGUCAACGGAGACGACGUUGAAGCCCUUAACCACGUCUGCCAAUUGGCCGCUGACUGGCGUGCCCAGUUUAAGAGCGACGUCGUUAUUGACAUCGUCUGCUACCGUAAACAAGGCCACAACGAAACCGAUCAGCCCGCCUUUACCCAGCCCCUCAUGUACAAGCGCAUUGCUUCGCAGCAGAGCCAAAUUGACAAGUACGUCGAUAAACUCUUGAAGGAAAAGACCUUCACCAAGGAAGAUAUCGAUGAGCACAAGAAGUGGGUUUGGGGAAUGCUCAACGACAGCUUCGACCGCAGCAAGGACUACACUCCAACCAGCAGAGAAUGGCUCACUUCAGCAUGGAACGGAUUCAAGACGCCCAAGGAACUCGCUACUGAGGUCCUUGCCCACCCCCCCACCGGUGUUGAAGCUGAAACCCUCCAGAUGAUUGGCGCAAAGCUUGGAAGCACCCCUGAAAACUUCAAUCCUCACCGCAACCUGAAGCGUAUCCUGAGCAACAGGGAGAAGUCCAUCAGGGAAGGUGAAAACAUCGACUGGUCUACUGCUGAGGCUCUUGCGUUUGGUACUCUGUGUAACGAAGGCCACCAUGUUCGUGUAUCCGGUCAGGAUGUUGAGCGUGGUACUUUCUCGCAACGUCACGCCGUUCUGCAUGACCAGGAGAACGAGAGCACCUACACUGCUCUGCAGCACAUUAGCCCUGACCAAGGAUCCUUCGUCAUUGCUAACUCGUCUCUCAGUGAAUACGGAGCUCUUGGUUUCGAAUAUGGCUACUCCCUGACCUCGCCCAAUGCCCUCGUCAUGUGGGAAGCCCAAUUCGGUGACUUCGCCAACAACGCCCAAUGUAUCAUCGAUCAGUUCAUUGCCUCCGGUGAGAGCAAAUGGGUCCAGCGAUCUGGUCUCGUUAUGUCUCUGCCUCACGGAUACGACGGUCAAGGUCCCGAGCACUCUUCCGGCAGACUUGAACGUUAUCUCCAGCUCUGUAACGAAGAUCCUCGCGUGUACCCAAGUGCCGACAAGAUAGACAGACAGCACCAGGACUGCAACAUGCAGAUUGCCUACAUGACCUCCCCCGCAAACUUGUUCCAUAUCCUUCGCCGACAGAUCAACCGCCAAUUCCGAAAACCAUUGAUUAUCUUCUUCUCGAAAUCCCUCCUCCGCCACCCAUCCUGCCGCUCCUCCAUCGAGGAGUUCACCGGCGACUCUCACUUCCGCUGGAUCAUCCCUGAUGACCAGCACGGCAAACAGAUCAAUGAGCCCGAGAACAUCGAGCGUGUGAUCAUGUGCACUGGUCAAGUCUGGGCUGCCCUGACCAAACACCGUGAAGCCAACGGUAUCAAGAACACCGCCAUCACGCGUAUUGAACAAAUGCACCCCUUCCCCUGGCAACAGCUGAAGGACAACCUCGACAGCUACCCCAACGCCAAGGACAUUGUCUUCUGUCAAGAAGAACCGCUCAACGCUGGUAGCUGGAGCUUCAUGCAGCCCCGCAUUGAGACCCUUCUAAACCAGACUGUCCACCACAACAGACGCCAUGUCCUGUACGCCGGUCGUAACCCAAGUGCCAGUGUGGCUACUGGUCUGAAGGCCUCCCAUAUCAAGGAGGAGCAAGAUCUGCUGAACGACGCCUUCACUGUCCAUCAGGAGAAGCUGAAGGGCGAGUAG
This is a messenger RNA of Arthroderma uncinatum, 3156 nucleotides long. Its product is annotated as 2-oxoglutarate dehydrogenase E1 component. NCBI's taxonomy places the organism in Eukaryota, Fungi, Ascomycota, Eurotiomycetes, Onygenales, Arthrodermataceae. The record is from RefSeq and is a predicted model, not a curated record. Gene Ontology annotation, biological process: tricarboxylic acid cycle. Gene Ontology annotation, molecular function: oxoglutarate dehydrogenase (succinyl-transferring) activity; thiamine pyrophosphate binding. Gene Ontology annotation, cellular component: mitochondrion; oxoglutarate dehydrogenase complex. The transcript is spliced from 4 exons. Bases 1 to 3156 code for a protein of 1051 amino acids.